Molecule: messenger RNA, 1565 nt
Organism: Asparagus officinalis (garden asparagus)
Lineage: Eukaryota; Viridiplantae; Streptophyta; Magnoliopsida; Asparagales; Asparagaceae
Product: ADP,ATP carrier protein 1, mitochondrial-like
Exons: 4
Coding region: 135-1283 (382 amino acids)
Biological process (GO): mitochondrial ATP transmembrane transport; mitochondrial ADP transmembrane transport
Cellular component (GO): mitochondrial inner membrane
Molecular function (GO): ATP:ADP antiporter activity
Source: RefSeq, a predicted model, not a curated record
AAAUAAAAGGCCCUAAAAUUCCCCUCUGGCCUCCGCCUCUCUUGUUCCCUCGUCUUCAGCCUCCGCUCUCUCCGCGUCGAGAUCUCGAGGCCGAGAGAAGAGCGCCUCUCAAGGGUUAUUGUGCAGGCUGACUAAUGGCCGAUCAAGUUAACCACCCGACUGUUUUCCAAAAGAUGUCUGGCCAGUUUCAUUUAAGUUCUAAUUUUCCCCAAGACCUUUGCCGCCAGAAUGUCUACAGGCCUUCUGCUUAUGAGAGGCGCUUUUCAACUAGCAGCUAUGUCAAUGGUGGGCUGCAGAUGCCUUUGACCCGUGGCUCUGACCUCUCUAUGGUGACCAUGGCAUCCCCAGUGUAUGCUCAUGCACCUGUAGAAAAGAAUUUCAUGGUCGAUUUCCUUAUGGGUGGAGUUUCUGCUGCAGUCUCCAAAACUGCUGCCGCUCCUAUCGAGCGUGUGAAGCUUCUGAUCCAGAAUCAAGAUGAGAUGAUCAAGUCUGGUCGUCUAUCUGAACCCUAUAAGGGAAUUGGCGAAUGUUUUAAGAGAACCAUUAAGGAGGAAGGAUUUGGCUCUUUGUGGAGAGGGAAUACUGCAAAUGUUAUUCGUUAUUUCCCAACCCAGGCUUUGAACUUUGCAUUCAAGGAUUACUUCAAGAGGUUAUUCAACUUCAAGAAAGACAGGGAUGGCUACUGGAAGUGGUUUGCCGGAAAUCUUGCAUCUGGUGGUGCUGCUGGUGCCUCUUCUCUACUGUUUGUUUACUCCCUGGAUUAUGCCCGUACCCGUUUGGCCAAUGAUGCAAAAGCUGCAAAGAAGGGAGGAGAGAGGCAGUUUAAUGGUCUUGUUGAUGUGUACAAGAAGACAUUGAAGACUGAUGGAGUUGCUGGGCUCUACCGUGGGUUUAACAUUUCAUGCGUUGGAAUUAUUGUCUACCGUGGGCUUUAUUUUGGAUUGUACGAUUCUUUGAAGCCUGUUGUUCUAACUGGAAAGUUGCAGGACAACUUCUUCGCUAGCUUUGCCUUAGGUUGGGUGAUUACCAAUGGAGCAGGGCUCGCAUCCUAUCCCAUCGACACAGUUCGAAGAAGAAUGAUGAUGACCUCCGGAGAGGCAGUCAAGUACAAGAGCUCUCUUGACGCCUUCCAGCAAAUCUUGAAGAACGAGGGGGCAAAAUCCCUCUUCAAGGGUGCAGGUGCCAAUAUUCUUCGUGCCAUUGCUGGUGCUGGUGUGCUCUCCGGUUAUGACAAGCUUCAGUUAAUCCUCUUGGGAAAGAAGUACGGUUCCGGUGGAGCUUAAGUUGAUGGUGAUGAAUAAUAUUGAACUUCAUUUUCUUUCCUAAGUUUUGUUGGAUCUUGAUAGGACAAUUUCUAUUGAUCCCCCAAUAAUUUUACUGCUGUGGUGGGAGAUUCUCCCUUAAUUUUUUUGCUAUAUGGAGAUAUGAUACGUUCUCCGUAAACUUGUUAUUUUUCCUACUGUAGUGUUUUAACUUGAAGUGUUAUGUACUCUAAUGCUGCGAAGUUCUAUCCAGAACAAAGUAGUAAAGCUUUGGGAGUUAUAGAUCCUAUAUGUUUGUUGUCC